Molecule: messenger RNA, 3092 nt
Organism: Manis javanica (Malayan pangolin)
Lineage: Eukaryota; Metazoa; Chordata; Mammalia; Pholidota; Manidae
Gene: OSGIN2
Product: oxidative stress induced growth inhibitor family member 2
Biological process (GO): negative regulation of cell growth
Molecular function (GO): growth factor activity
Source: RefSeq, a predicted model, not a curated record
UAGACUCUGUAAUCCUGGAGGCAUGCUGGGUCCUACAACUAAGUUCCACAGAAUCUGAAAUACCUGUUAAGUGCAAGUUCAGUGACAACACUCAGAAAACCUGAGAACUUCUUAAAAAUAACUUUAAAAACAAACUCAUGCACCGUAUAUUUUAAGUGCAAAAAUAAUUUGAGGUUUUUUUUGGGUAUGGGUAUAGAAAGACAUCUCUGUAUAAUAGUACGUGCAAUCAAUUACUUAGGUUUUUCCCUUAGUUUCUGACAACACCGAAUAGGGACACUCAUUACUGGGGACUUUUCUAACUAUACUUGCAUCACGAUCACCUGAAGGAUUCAAAAAAUACACAUUGCUGCUCUUUCCUCCUUCCGGAAACGCUCUCGGCAAGUCAAGGGCGGGGCUGAGCAGCGGAAUUUUUAAUCAGUAAAGUAGGUGAUUCUUACACUCGUGGAUGUUUUUGAGCCACUUAAAGGAGGUAACUCCCUCCAGGAAGCCGGACUUCCACGACCAGAACGGCGGUGGGGGGCGCCCAGGCACCUGUGGUUUGGUGAGUUCCCCCGGCGACUGAGUCAGAGUCAAGAGCAAGACGCGCGCGGAAGCUCCGGGCGUCUGCGCCGGGUCAGCGCGAGGGAAAGCACUGAGAAACUACAGUGACACUGAAACCGAAGGAGAGAUUUUUAAUUCUUUAGUGCAAUAUUUUGGUGGUAAUUUAGGGCGAAAAGUUAAAGCUAUGCCAUUAGUUGAAGAAACUCCUUUACUUGAAGAUUCAUCAGUGACUUUGCCUGUGGUAGUAAUAGGAAAUGGACCCUCAGGAAUCUGCCUUUCUUAUAUGUUAUCCGGCUACAGACCAUAUUUAUCAUCAGAAGCAACACAUCCCAAUACAAUCUUACAUAAUAAAUUAGAAGAAGCAAGACAUCUUUCCAUCAUUGAUCAGGACUUGGAAUACUUGUCUGAGGGCCUUGAGGGUCGGUCAUCCAAUCCAGUUGCAGUACUUUUUGACACACUUCUUCAUCCAGAUGCUGACUUUGGGUAUGAUUAUCCAUCCGUUUUGCAUUGGAAAUUAGAACAGCAUCAUUAUAUCCCUCACUUAGUUCUUGGUAAAGGUCCACCUGGUGGAGCUUGGCAUAAUAUGGAAGGCUCCAUGUUGACAAUCAGCUUUGGAAACUGGAUGGAGCUACCUGGACUUAAAUUCAAAGAUUGGGUAUCCAGCAAACGAAGGAACCUGAAAGGGGAUAGAGUUAUGCCAGAGGAAAUAGCUCGCUACUAUAAACAUUACAUAAAAGUCAUGGGUCUUCAGAAGAAUUUCAGAGAGAAUACUUAUAUUACCUCUGUUUCAAGACUCUAUAGAGAUGAAGAUGAUACUGAUGGUCAAGACAGAGACAUUUCAACACAGCAUUUACAGAUGGAGAAGUCAAAAUUUAUCAGGAGAAACUGGGAAGUCAGGGGUUAUCAGCAAAUAGCAGAUGGUUCCCAUGUUCCGUUCUCUCUCUUUGCUGAGAAUGUAGCUCUUGCAACUGGAACACUGGAUUCUCCUGCCCACCUAGAAAUUGAAGGGGAAAAUUUUCCUUUCGUGUUUCAUUCAGUGCCUGAAUUUGGAGCUGCUAUAAGCAAAGGGAAGUUGCGCGGCCAAGUGGACCCAGUAUUAAUUGUAGGUUCUGGGCUUAGUGCAGCUGAUGCAGUACUUUGUGCUUACAACAACAACAUCCGUGUGAUUCAUGUAUUUCGCCGAAGAGUAACUGAUCCAAGCUUAAUUUUCAAACAGCUUCCCAAAAAGCUUUAUCCAGAAUACCAUAAAGUCUAUCAUAUGAUGUGUACUCAGGCAUACUCUGUAGACUCGAAUCUUUUAUCUGACUAUACCAGUUUUCCUGAGCACCAUGUGCUUUCCUUUAAGUCAGACAUGAAAUGCAUUCUUCAAAGUGUCUCUGGAUUGAAGAAGAUAUUGAAGCUCUCUGCAGCAGUAGUACUGAUUGGUUCUCAUCCCAAUCUGUCUUUUCUGAAGGAGCAAGGGUGUUACCUGGGCCAUAACUCAAGCCAACCAAUCACAUGUAAAGGUAAUCCUGUGGAAAUAGAUGCAUACACCUAUGAGUGUGUUAAAGAAGCCAACCUUUUUGCAUUGGGUCCUUUGGUUGGAGACAAUUUUGUUCGAUUUUUAAAGGGAGGGGCACUGGGCGUUACACGCUGUUUGGCUACAAGACAGAAGAAAAAGCGUUUAUUUGUUGAGAGAGGAGGAGGAGAUGGGAUAGCUUAAAGUUUACAAAAGUUUACAAGUAAUUCAUAUGGACAGUUUACCAUUAAAGAUUUUUUAAUAGUGGUUUUGCAGUGUCCUGGCUUGAAUUUUCUGGACUUGAAUUAACUGGAAGAAAGCCUGAAGCUACAGUAACAAUUUUAAAAAUUACAAGAACUUGGUGUCCUAAUUUUUAUUGUAUCAAAGGUGUAGAAACAGUGCCAACUUGGUAUACUACUUUAAGCUCUCACUUAACUAAAAUGUUCCUUUCUUCCAAGACUUUUUGUGAUCAUUUUUGAUAUUAUGUUUGAUUCCAAAAUAUUAUAGCCUUGAAUAAUCUGUAAAAUCAUGCAGUCAUUAGGCCAUAAAUUGUCCUCACUGUAUCUUGGGUCACCUUGCUGUUCAAAGAGAGGUCCAAAGACCAACAUCAGCUUCUUUUGUAGCUUGUUAGAAAUGGAGACUGUCAGGCCCCACAGCAGACUUACUGAAUUGUAAACUGCAUCUCAAUGAGAUCCUCAAGGCAUAUGUAUGCUCAUUAAAGUUUGAGGCACACUGGUCUAAAAGAAAAUGGGAUGUCAUACAUAUGUAGACAGGGAGAGGAGGUGUUUAUAACUCAGGAUUAAUUUAUUUUGAAAUGAUCAAUUGUAUAAAUCUAAUUUAUUACCAACUAUGAUGGUCUUUAAAAAAAGAUAUUUUUAUUGUUGAAACCUUGACAGGUACUUCAUAUUCUUAGCUUAUAACUUAAAUGGUACAGUAACAUUAGCAUUCACUUAGACAUUUGGACACCUACCAAGAUUUUUGGGGGUAUUUAUUCUUAACUAGCAUAACACAUAAUCUAUUUGCAUCUCAAUAAAUUGUGAAUGGAACUACUUUA